GUGACAGCUCAGAUCGGAAGUAAACAAUCCGGCGCGCCUGGUUCCCGCGCAGCAGAAGAGCCACAGCACAGCUAGUUUUUCACGAGCUAUACCUGACUAAAACCUCACCAACACCCGGAGAAAAGCCGGGGAAAAGCUGACAAGAUGGAUACGCUCUAUCUGGACAAUAUCGAUGAAUACGUACACGACCAAGAUAAGAUCGUGACAUAUAAAUGGCUAAGUCUAACUCUGGGCGUCCAUGUCAACACAGCCAAAAGAAUGUUGUUCCAUUACCUGGAGCACAAGAGGAAGGAGAGUUCUGCCUCACUCCAUGCCACGUACCUGCUGUCAGGCAAAUCUGUGGACCACGGCCAAACGUGCCAUAAGGUGUCAGUGGUGCGUGAGGAGGAGCUGGAGGAUGCUAAGUCGAAGCUGAGCGCAGUUGUGAGUGUGCACGUGUACAGUGUGCACAAGGCUCUGCUCCGGGACAGCUCCCCCUUGUUUGGAGUGGAUUACGACGCCAUCAAGAGUAACCUGCAGCAGUGCAACAGAUACAGUGCGAUCUGCUGCCCUGACGCCGUUCCUUUGAGCAACGCAGAGCUCCAUCAGUCCCGAGAAUCCCAACAACCUCCUCCCCCGGCCGCAGAAAUCCCCAAACCGCAAACCAACGGUUCAAAUCUCAGCGCCAAAACCUGCCCCAAGCCCAAAGGCAUCUUGGGAAUGUUCGCUAACAAACCCAAGACAGAGUCCAAGAGUGAGACCAAGACUGAGACCAGACCUGAGACCAAACCAGAGACCACAGUGGAGCCAGUGGCCGAACCUAAACCUGCUCCUAAGGCCAACCCCGUAGCAAACUUCUUUGGAAGCCAAACUGCAAAGAAGCCUGUUGUGGUGGUGAAGGAGGAGAGCAGCUCCACUGAACAGCGCCCCACAGAGGCCAACAGAGACCCUCGCAGUAAGAGUAAACGAGUGGAGGAGUCUGACCGUGAGGAGGAGCCAAAGGAGAAGAGGAAGAGGAGGAGAAUCAAGAGACCUCAGGACAGCAGUGACGAAGAGCAAGACGUGAUCCCAGACUCUCCAGUCCAGACAAAGGUGCAGCUGUCUCCAGAUCCAAUCAGAGAGGAGCCUGCCCCACAGCCGGAAACCUCCUCGACAAAAACAAGGAAAAGACGCCGCGUUCUCAAAUCCAAAACAUUUGAGGAUGAAGAAGGAUGCAUCGUGACAGAGAAAGGCUACGUGAGCGAGUCGUAUUCUGAGACUGAGGAGGAGGUCCAGACUAAACCAGGUCCAAAUCCUGGUCCUAAACUUGGAUCUAAACCAGUGAAAGCGCAGACUGAGGAGAAGAGGAAGAAGGGAUCAUCUAGCGCCAAAACCACAAAACAGGCCUCUAUCAUGGGCUUCUUCAACAAGAAAUGACACCCCCCCCCAUUUUCUUCAUAUUUAAACUGUUUUGUACUGAAUAAAGAUAAACUACAGGUCUACAUGUUUAAAUGGGUAAUUCAGCAGUUACCAUGGUGACACAAUACCCAAAUGAGCAUACACCUCAAAAAGGUUUUAACAUUUUCUAAAAACUAAAGAAAAAAACACAGAACAAAAUGGAUUUAAACAGAAUAUUUUCAAGAGCCUCUCAAUCAAUAUGAGGGCUCAUGGUCCUGUUUAGGAGUUUGAUUUUCAACAAAAAGAUGAGAGACUAACUGAAAAAAACUGUUCGGUAAUGCUAAAACUGUAAUGUUAUCUGAGAGGGUUCUUUAUGGUUAGAGAGUUGUAUUAAAAUAAAGCUCAGAUUCAGUCUAAUAAGCCUGACAGAGCAGUGUACAAUUAGCAUCACAGCCCCGGGAAUGUUGAUGAUGUCGGCUGCAAAGUAUCUAUUAAGGUGGAAGGCAUUUAAGAAUUAUGUUUUAAUUUGCUGUUUAACUGUCAUAUUGUCAACAUGGUUUAUGGUUAAUAUCUCUGUAAAUACUCGACCUACCCACAUGAAACAGAAACUGGCACAAAGUUCAAUGUUUUCUCUGUCAGUAUAAGUAACUAUCCAGGUUUUUUUUUUUUAAAGAACUAUAUCAAAAUCGUAGUUAAAACAUGAUUUAUUAAAGACAUCAGAACAUAAAAGUUGAGGUAGGCUUUGUCAUUGUUAAGUCAAGUGAUGUCUCUGCUGCUCUGCUGCUCUGCCCACUCUGCGAU
Molecule: messenger RNA, 2157 nt
Organism: Periophthalmus magnuspinnatus
Lineage: Eukaryota; Metazoa; Chordata; Actinopteri; Gobiiformes; Gobiidae
Gene: pold3
Product: polymerase (DNA-directed), delta 3, accessory subunit
Exons: 12
Coding region: 145-1395 (416 amino acids)
Biological process (GO): nucleotide-excision repair, DNA gap filling; DNA replication; DNA synthesis involved in UV-damage excision repair
Cellular component (GO): delta DNA polymerase complex; nucleus
Molecular function (GO): DNA-directed DNA polymerase activity
Source: RefSeq, a predicted model, not a curated record